Molecule: messenger RNA, 1419 nt
Organism: Passer montanus (Eurasian tree sparrow)
Lineage: Eukaryota; Metazoa; Chordata; Aves; Passeriformes; Passeridae
Product: 3 beta-hydroxysteroid dehydrogenase/Delta 5-->4-isomerase-like
Exons: 4
Coding region: 123-1256 (377 amino acids)
Biological process (GO): steroid biosynthetic process
Molecular function (GO): 3-beta-hydroxy-Delta5-steroid dehydrogenase (NAD+) activity
Source: RefSeq, a predicted model, not a curated record
UCUCCCCCACUCUUCUGAGAGCUAGGGAGGUGGAACCGAGACUCACGGCAGACUUUUGUGGGGCAGGAGGAGAACCAAGCUCAAGAGACAGCAAGUUCAGCACCAAGGAGCAGCCCAGAGCAAUGUCCCUGGCUGGGGUAAGCUGCCUGGUGACAGGGGCAGGAGGCUUUCUUGGCCAGAGGAUUGUGUGCUUGCUGCUGGAAGAAGAGGAGGCGCUGGCUGAGAUCCGGCUGCUGGACAAAGCCUUCAGCGCUGAGGCGCUCGGGAGGUUUGACAAGUUCAAGGGGAAGACUGAGGUGAAAAUCCUGGAAGGGGACAUCCGAGAUGUGACAUUCCUGCACCGAGCCUGCCAGGGGGUCUCCCUCGUUAUCCACACGGCUUCCCUCAUUGACACCCUGGGCCUCAUCGAGAAGAAGCUGCUCUGGGAAGUCAAUGUAACAGGUACUCAGCUGCUGCUGGAGGCGUGUGUCCGCUGUAAUGUCCAGCACUUCAUUUACACCAGCACCAUAGAAGUGACAGGCCCCAACUGCAAAGGGGACCCCAUUUUCAACGGUGACGAAGAUACAGCUUAUGAGAGCACAUCCAAAUUUCCUUAUGCCCAAACCAAGAGACUGGCAGAGGAUUCUGUGCUGAAAGCAGAUGGCCAGGUGCUGAAGGAUGGUGGCACGCUGAUGACCUGCGCCCUGAGAUCCAUGUACAUUUUUGGGGAGGGCUGCCCAUUCCUCCAAGGCCAUCUGGAUAAGUGCCUGCUGAACAAGAACAUCUACCUGCGCUUCUCCAGGAAGGAGGCUCUGGUGAACCCCGUGUACGUGGGGAACAUCGCCUGGGCACACGUGCAGGCCGCCAAGGCCCUGCGAGCCCCGCAGAAGGCCCAGCACGUCAGAGGCAGGUUCUACUACAUCUCAGAUGACACUCCCCACAUGAGCUACGCUGAUCUGAAUUACGAGCUGACCAAGGAGCUGGGGUUUGGCAUCGAGCCCCGGCUCCCCAUGCCCCUGACGGUGCUCUACUACUUCUCGCUGCUGCUGGAGGUGGUCAGCUUCCUGCUGCGGCCCUUCGUCCGAUACGUGCCCUCCACCAAUCGCCACCUGGUCACGCUGCUCAACACCCCCUUCACCUUCUCCUACAGAAAAGCACAGCAGGAUUUUGGCUACGUGCCCCGCUACACGUGGGAAGAGGCCAAGCAGGGCACCGGGGAGUGGAUUGCCUCUGUGAUCCCCCAGAGAAGGCUGUACUUGCAAAGCAGCACCGCCUAAGCCUGAGGAGGAGCUGAAACCCAGCUAAGCAAGGAGGGCCUUGAGCCAGGGGAGGGCUGGGAGAGCAGCAGCAAACUACAAAGCAUUUAAAUUAAUACUUUGUGUAAGAACACACUGAAACCCCUCACCCCCAACCUCAGAAUAAAUAAAAGUGAAACGUUCA